Messenger RNA from Darwinula stevensoni, 444 nucleotides. NCBI's taxonomy places the organism in Eukaryota, Metazoa, Arthropoda, Ostracoda, Podocopida, Darwinulidae. The record is from the annotation of a GenBank genome assembly.
AUGAGUGGGGAUGUAACCCAUGUGAAGUGGUUGCAGACUGUCUUAGAGGCUCAUAUGCCCUAUCUACUGUCCAAUCCAUCAAUGGAGCAUCUCUUGGAACCCAUUAAUCGGAUGAUAGAGAUGAGGUUUGAGACCAUGAAACAGGUCAGUCACUUGACAGGAAGAGUGCAUUCAUUGUUGAACCAUCUGGAGAUUGCCAAGGAUAAGGAGCUCCAGGACAUCUCACAUCAGUUGCCCAUCAAAUACCAGAAAGAUGUCCAAUGCGAACUCAGCGUGGAGUAUUUCGCGCAUGUCUGUCACGACUGCGAGAGGUGGGCCAAGAUGGAGGACCACUUCGACUGCUGCUUCGGAAUCCACUUCGUCCUCCAGGGAACCCUACUGGACCUUCACCCAACAACCCAGCACCUGACAGGAGAAAUUAGAACCAUCAGUCUGAGUUCAUGA